Molecule: messenger RNA, 594 nt
Organism: Leptosia nina
Lineage: Eukaryota; Metazoa; Arthropoda; Insecta; Lepidoptera; Pieridae
Source: the annotation of a GenBank genome assembly
AUGGAAUUAUCAUUAUUAGAGCAAACUGAUCAAAAAUCCAAUACUCGAUUAUCACGCAUUGGGAAAAUACUUAUAUACUCUACUGGUGGUCUAGCACUUGGUGUCAGCGCCCUUUGCAUUCCGUUUAUUUCACCUGCUUUUAGAAAAAUAUGUUUACCCUACGUGCCAGCCACCACAGAGCAAAUAAUUGGAGUAACAAAUGCCUUAAAAGGUCGUUCUGGGACUUUACUAGAUGUUGGUUCUGGUGACGGAAGAAUAGUCUUCACAGCAGCUAAGCUUGGGUUUACCGCUCAUGGAGUUGAGUUAAAUUCAGUAUUAGUUUAUUAUUCUCGAUUAGCUGCGCUUAUUAACCGACAGAAUUGGAGUACAAGAUUUUAUAAGAAAAAUCUUUGGCAUUUUAACCUUAAACCCUACAAUAAUAUAGUUAUUUUUGGGGUAGAGCACAUGAUGCCAGAAUUUGAAAGAAAAUUAUUAUUGGAAGUUGAUAACGGAACAACAGUGGUUGCUUGCCGUUUUCCUUUACCAAAUAUGGUGCCAAUGGAAACUAUUGGCCAUGGUGUUGAUACUGUUUGGAAAUAUAUUGUUAAGAGAUAA